ACCGUGAUGACGUCAGUGCUGACGCGUUCAUUUAGCGUCGAGUCUUCAGAGCUGAGGUGAGUCGUUGACGCUUUUUCUCGUGUUUACACAACAAUAAAACACACUUUACAGUUUAUUAAAGCGACAAUCUGCGACUAGUUUCUGCAUUGAGUUCACCUCUAUCUGUGUGUCUGCCGACCAAAACAAUACAGCAGGCAGAGAGGAGCUCUGAGAGGACGAUAUGAUUCAGCUGUAAAUACUGGAAUAUCCCCAUCAGUCUACAAGUGAAGACGAGCAUCAGACCAUCAGGAAGAAGAGAAAUCUGCAAAGGACAGAGAGAAGAUGAGUGAUCCAGAACCCUGCAGAAUUAAACAGGAAGACAUUGAAGAACUAAUAGAUGUGAUGGUGAAGGCGAAGACUAAAGAACUGAGUGAAGAUGAGGAGAAACAUCAUGUCAAAACUGAAGGAGAAACUCAGUCAGAGAUUGAUCAUAGUUUUUUAGUGAAUACAACAGCCGUAAAAGGUUUCACCUGCACUCAGUGUGGAAAGAGUUUUAGGCAUAAACGGGAUUUCAAUCGUCACAUGAGGAUCCACACUGGAGAGAAACCUUUCCAGUGUUCACACUGCGACAAGAGAUUCAGUGAACCAGGAAACCUGAAAUCACACAUGAGGAUCCACACCGGAGAGAAAACACACACAUGUGAUCAAUGCGGCAAAACAUUUUUGAGGUCUACAGAUCUGAAGACCCAUCUUAGAGUUCAUACAAACGAGAGGCCUUAUCCAUGCUCUGAGUGUGGAAAGAGUUAUACACAUCGAUAUAUUUUGAAAGUACAUCAGAAGGUCCACACUGGUGUGAGAGACUUUGUGUGCUUAGAGUGUGGGAAGAGUUUUACCAGCACUGGAAACUUGAAACAACACCAGAUGAUGCACACUGGAGAGAAACCGUACAAGUGUUCACACUGCGACAAGGGAUUUGGUUGGUUAAAAUCACUGAAAACACAUGAGAGGGUCCACACUGGAGAGAAACCUUACCAGUGUUCACACUGUGACAAAAGAUUCAGUCUGUUACAAUCCCAGAAACGACACCAGAGGACUCACACUGUAGAGAUACUGUACACCAGGGGAGUCCAAAUUCGGCCCUCGAGGGCCGGUGUCCAGCAGAGUUUAGCCCCAGCUUGCCUGAACACACCUGCAGGGAUGUUUUUAGAAAGCCAAUAAGAGCUUGAUUAGCUAGCUCAGGUGUGUCUGAUUGGGGUUGAAACUAAACUUUUCAGGACACCGGCCCUCCUGGACCGAGUUGUACACAUAUUCAGUGUCUUAAAUACAGACGAGGAUCCACACUGGAGAGAAAACAGACAGAUGUGAUUAUCGCGGUGAACAUUUUUGAAGGCUUCAACACUGAAGAAACAUCAUUCAUACAAAGGAGAAGCCUUAUCCAUGUUCUUUAGCUCUAUCAGAAACUUGCUCUGCCCCCGACAAGAAUUUCCUACUAGAUUUUCCUAUUUCCUUUCAUGAGAUAAAACAGUUUCUGUGUACAACCCUUAAGCAGUCCCCGGCAUACUUUAAACAAAACUGAGGAGCAAACUGAAAAAUCCAUCUGAAACUGAGUUAAUUUUGAGUUUGUUGUUGAAGUUCGCAUCAGAUGAGGGACUUCAUUUUGGCUCCUAAAACCAUUUGAGCUGCCAUUGGUCUGUAGUGAUUCUGCAGUCUGUUCUGGAGCUCCGGCUUCUUUGACAUGCAAGUUCUUCCCCCCAAUUAAUUUCUGACUCCACGAUGUUCAGACAGGAGAACAACACCCAAAACAGCAGCACUAGCCACAUGAAUACACUGAAGAGUGGAGCAGCAGAGCUGGUGCAGAUAUAUCCGCACCUGUACGAUCGCCAGUGGAGAGAGUUUGAAGAGAGUCUCACACUGAAUGAGAAGCCCACCUUGUCUUUUCUAUCAGUUUGUGCACACCGGCAGCACCAAAAUACACAAUCCAAUCCUGUUAAUAUGAAAUAAAGCUGCUCAUAAACCA
Molecule: messenger RNA, 1996 nt
Organism: Danio rerio (zebrafish)
Lineage: Eukaryota; Metazoa; Chordata; Actinopteri; Cypriniformes; Danionidae
Product: zgc:171435
Biological process (GO): positive regulation of transcription by RNA polymerase II
Cellular component (GO): nucleus
Source: RefSeq, marked predicted